Porites lobata is the source of this 1434-nucleotide messenger RNA. The record is from the annotation of a GenBank genome assembly. NCBI's taxonomy places the organism in Eukaryota, Metazoa, Cnidaria, Anthozoa, Scleractinia, Poritidae.
AUGGACUUUGGAGGAACUUGUACUAGGGGACCUGGAUUGGGUAAAUUUUCCUGUCAGUGCAAGGCACAAGUUACCGUGCUUCCAUUCAUCGACAACAGAUGUAAUGUUAUUGAGUUAUAUAUCAAAGUUAUAAAAAACAAUCAGUGCCAUUAACCAUCGUUCGUACAAGUAAAUCCAUAUGGAAAACGGGAAUCUAGGUAAGGAGCAGAAGUACAAAAGACUGGCCAUGGAUUCGUUCCCUCAAGCACGAAUUUCUCUUUUUUCUUUUCUUUCACACACGCAUAGCACGUAUGCAGGCACAUUUCUUUGUUUACUGUCUGCUUAACAUUAGCUCUUUUUCCCUGGAGGAUAAGGGAAGAAAACCCUUAAUUUUCGGAUGACAGCAUGCCGUUAUUCACAGUGCUUAGUGUACGUAUAUGGGUUAGUUCAACAUUAGACGUUAUGGUCGCUUUAUAUUUUGGUAAAGAAGUGUUAAUUGUGUUUGAAACAUAAAGGAGCUUCUACUGACUAACGACUUUGUGUAAAUUAUUAGGGCCUUUCCAAAAAAUAGGUCCUCCUUAUUAUACGUGACGGUUACCUGAAAUUGUCAUGAUUUGACUAACAAACCUGAAGCGACAGUGCACAUAUCUUACCCCUUCUUAGUGCUUCGUUUUUCGGACAUAAAUGCACGGAAAGUAAAAGUAAAAGUCUAAAAAUGGAUUUGCUCACACUCGGAUUCGAACUCAGAUUCUCGGUGGCACAGAAAUCCGCGCGUGCACUAACCGACUGUGUCAAUCCUUUCUCCUAAGAUGACGUAGUUUGACAAUGGUAAUUUCGAUGAUAAUAGACACACUGUAAAUGCCGAAAUGCCAAACGAUUUUGUGAUCUUCUUGGAGCGACCGCAGCCUCUUACGAUAUGCUUUAUAGCGCCUGGAAGGCGGCCCUUCAAAAAUGUGCGUAAGUAACUCGUUAGUAUUUUUUUGUCUCCAUUUUUUUGUAUUUGUUGUGUACAAACUUCUCAUGAGUGAUUUAUAUGAUGAUCACACUGAUGCUGUGGUUGGUUUGUUGCUUGGUUGGAACAAGAAAAGAAACCUUAAAAAACCUAUCUUAUAUUACAAACUUUGCUUUAAAACUUUUUGGGGGGGAAGCAAGAUAUAAAGCCCCCUUUUUAGGACAUGAAGCUAGCGAGAAGUGAUAUACCAUCCUCUGAAGAAGGAUCAUACCAUGCCUUUCCAUCUCCGCGCGCUUAGACCACACUCUCUCCCAGCAUGCACUACCAAGCCUUGAACACAUACACUUACCUAUUUCAGGUAUGGUUGGCUGGCAGAUGGCACUGUUCGCUAUCCAAUGCACGUACUGAAAUCAAAUUGCGGAAACAAGACAGGCAUAGUUGGAAGUUCAACUCCGAGAAAUAAAACCAAAAUGUUUGACGUAUGGUGUUAUAAAGAAACUUAA